Molecule: messenger RNA, 528 nt
Organism: Pollicipes pollicipes
Lineage: Eukaryota; Metazoa; Arthropoda; Thecostraca; Pollicipedomorpha; Pollicipedidae
Product: E3 ubiquitin-protein ligase UHRF1-like
Exons: 6
Coding region: 100-528 (142 amino acids)
Molecular function (GO): protein binding
Source: RefSeq, a predicted model, not a curated record
CUGCUGUGCACUUCGGAGGCGCCUGUGACGUUUGGUUGGUGCUUGCCGUGUUAAAGCUUCAGCUACUUUGCCUUUUCUGGUCACUCCCUGCAUGCAGCCAUGUUUGUGAAAGUGAGGACCAUGGAUGGCAAUGCCUCAGGAGUUGUGACAAUAUCCAAGCUCACUACAGUAGACCAGUUCAGGAAACUGGUGGAAGAUGAGCUUGAUGUUGCUCCAGAAUGCCAGCGGCUCUUCUUUAGAGGCAAACAGAUGGAAGAUGGGCACACCAUGUUUGAGUAUGAUGUCAAUGUUAAUGAUGUCAUACAGCUCAUGGUUCGGCAGCCUCUCGCCCCUGUCAAAGCAGACAACCAUAGGAGACAAGCAAACAACACCAUAGAUAAGGACAGUGCAGACAAAGGUGCAUCCUCAGUGCCAGUGGAAGCAUGUGGUGUCAAUGGUGAUGCAGCCCAGACUGUUAACUCUGACAAGGCGGUGGACAUGGACGACAACCGCGGCUGGGAUCUCCUCUCCGGGGUCUUCUACAGCUAA